GCAUGCUCCUUGCAAGCGUGCUUGAAGAAGAACACGUAUAGCCCCGAGAAAUGUGAUGACUAUGUUCGCAAGCUGUACAGAUGCUGCUGGGCAAUGUACCAGCAAACAGAUGGUAAAGGGGAGUCGACCGCUUGCCCGCUCCCAAACGUCACUCGUCGCUGGCUGGAGAAACAUGGAGAGAGCUUGAAAUGA
Molecule: messenger RNA, 192 nt
Organism: Dichomitus squalens LYAD-421 SS1
Lineage: Eukaryota; Fungi; Basidiomycota; Agaricomycetes; Polyporales; Polyporaceae
Exons: 1
Cellular component (GO): mitochondrial intermembrane space
Source: RefSeq, a predicted model, not a curated record